AUGCAAGCUCUGCCUAGAAGUAUCUUCCAGACACAAUUCUCUAGUAUACGUAUCAUCUCAACUGCAUUCAAAGGCGCAUCAUUCCACAACACCAGAUACAACAACAUUGGAACAAGAACCAUGGCUUCUGCUACCAGCGUUUAUGAUUUCAAGCCGCUUGAUAAGAAAGGCCAACCAGUCCCACUGGAAAACUACAAAGGCAAAGUCCUCCUCAUCGUGAACACAGCCUCGAAAUGUGGUUUCACGCCCCAAUACGAGGGGUUAGAGAAAUUGUAUAAAUCCGUCAAGGAGAAACAUGGCGACGAAUUCGAAAUCCUCGGCUUCCCCUGCAACCAAUUCGGCGGGCAAGAGCCUGGCUCUGACGAAGAAAUCCAAUCCUUCUGCCAGCUCAACUACGGCGUCUCCUUCCCCAUCCUGGGCAAGACAGACGUCAACGGCGACAAAGCCAACCCGCUCUUCGAGUGGCUCAAGGAGGAGAAGCCGGGCAUCUUGGGCUUGAAGCGCGUCAAGUGGAACUUUGAGAAGUGGCUGAUUGGCAAGGAUGGCAAGGUUAAGGGACGCUGGGCUAGUACUACCAAGCCGGAGAGUUUGGAGAAGCCGAUUGAGGCGGAGUUGAAGACUGGGGAGGUUAAGGGGGAGGAGGUUAAGGCUGAUUUGUGA
Messenger RNA from Lachnellula hyalina, 660 nucleotides. It is a transcript of the gene HYR1, whose product is annotated as Glutathione peroxidase-like peroxiredoxin. The coding region runs from base 1 to 660 and encodes 219 amino acids. NCBI's taxonomy places the organism in Eukaryota, Fungi, Ascomycota, Leotiomycetes, Helotiales, Lachnaceae. The record is from RefSeq and is a predicted model, not a curated record. Gene Ontology annotation, molecular function: glutathione peroxidase activity. The transcript has 3 exons. Gene Ontology annotation, biological process: response to oxidative stress.